This is a messenger RNA of Striga asiatica, 330 nucleotides long. NCBI's taxonomy places the organism in Eukaryota, Viridiplantae, Streptophyta, Magnoliopsida, Lamiales, Orobanchaceae. The record is from the annotation of a GenBank genome assembly.
AUGAUUAUCAUGAAGGGAUCGAGGUUUUUGAGGCCCGCCCAGCAGCUGCUGGAGGAGCUUUGCAAUAUGGGUCGGGUCGUGCGUGUGGAUAAAAUCGGUCCCGACCCAGGAUUGUUGGAUCCUCCACCUCUGGAUAACUUAACAGGGGUUGGGAUUAUAGAUGAUAGCGGUGAUGGGGGCGAGCUGAAGAAGAAAUUGAGGUUACUUUCUAUGCUCGAUGAGGAUGGAGAUGAUUCUGAUGAAUCUGCUGAGAGUGAUGUGGAGACACCAAAUAAGGAGACUUUGAGAAAAGCUGAAGAGAUAUUCGGGAUGGAUAAUAAAGACCUUUAA